This is a messenger RNA of Myzus persicae (green peach aphid), 1543 nucleotides long. RefSeq names its product 3-hydroxyisobutyryl-CoA hydrolase, mitochondrial (gene Hibch). Gene Ontology annotation, molecular function: 3-hydroxyisobutyryl-CoA hydrolase activity. NCBI's taxonomy places the organism in Eukaryota, Metazoa, Arthropoda, Insecta, Hemiptera, Aphididae. The record is from RefSeq and is a predicted model, not a curated record. Gene Ontology annotation, biological process: L-valine catabolic process. The transcript is spliced from 3 exons. Gene Ontology annotation, cellular component: mitochondrion. The coding region runs from base 347 to 1471 and encodes 374 amino acids.
AUUAGUUUUUAGUCUGGUAGAAAAUGUUAUAAAUUUAGUUAUAAAUUUAGUAUUUAUUACAUAGAUGCAUGAUACUGUGCUGAUAAUACUUGUGGCCAUAUUUAUAUGUAUAAUACUAUAUUAAUUAAGUGAUAGUCAAUCAUAUUGGUAAUAUUGGUAAUGUCUAUUUAUUAUUCAACAAUAAAUUAUCAUAUUAAUAAUAAUUGUAAUACCUAGACACCUAGUAUACCCAUACAUUUCCAUAACCAUAAAUAAUUAAUCUAGUUUUAUUUUCAUAUUAAUUAUUAGCAGACACUUACUUUCAUUUAAAUUUUACACAACUCAUUAUAGAUAUUCAAAUAAAAAGAUGAUUUGUUCGGCUCGCCUCGGGUUUCCGUCGCGGUUUUUGACAUAUAGACGAAAUCUUUCGACCGCCUGCAUGGACGACGUGCUGUUCGAAGUGAAAAACGACGUGGGCAUCAUCACGUUGAACAGACCGAAAGCGCUGAACGCUCUCAACACGUCGAUGGUCGUCAAGAUCAAACCGAAACUGAAGGAGUACGAAUCGCUGGUGAGGAUGGUGAUCGUCCAGGGAGCCGGCGGCAAGGCGUUUUGCGCCGGUGGCGACGUAAAAUCCAUCACGGAAAACGGCGUAGGCGCCAAGUCACUCGAGUUGUCCACAAACUUCUUCCGGAACGAAUACUCGAUGGACAGCACGGUCGGCAAGUACAAAAUCCCGUACGUUUCGCUGAUCGACGGCAUCACGAUGGGCGGCGGAGUUGGCAUAUCCGUGCACGGCAAGUACAGGGUGGCCACCGAGAAGACGCUGUUCGCCAUGCCGGAGACCGCCAUCGGGCUGUUCUGCGACGUGGGUGCCAGUCACGUUCUGUCCAGGAUGGACAAGCACCUGGGCGUCAUGUUGGGCCUGACCGGGUGCAGGCUGAAGGGCACCGACGUGGCCAAGGCCGGCGUUGCCACGCACUACGUGCACAGUUCCAAGAUAGACGGUCUCCGGGCCAAGCUGAUCGAGGACGUCCGGGACCCGGGCAUCGUACUCGCCGAGAACACGGACGAUCUGUCCGGCGUGGAGUUCACUAUGGCGCCGUUUGUGGAGAAAAUCGAUUCGAUAUUUUGCCACGAAAGAGUCGAAGACAUUGUCGACGCGCUGAGAACAGAUGGUUCGGAGUGGGCGAAAGGGAUGCUUAAAUCGCUCAGCGAAGUCAGCCCCACGGGAUUGAAAAUCACGAGAAAGGAGAUUUUGAAAGGAAAAACCCUCAGCCUAGACGAAUGUUUUAGAAUGGAACAUCGACUGGCUUACAGGUGCUCUGAAGCCAAGUAUUCUGCCGACUUCUACGAAGGAGUCCGAGCACUGUUGAUUGACAAAGACAAGAAUCCAAAAUGGUGUCCAGCUUCAUUGGAAGAAGUGAAAGAUGAAAUUAUCGACAAAUAUUUUGAGCCAUUACCAAGCGAUAAAGAGUUGCAACUGUCAUAAAUAAAUAUUAAAAUAAUAAUAGUAUUUAUUUACUAUAAUUUGCUUAAUAUAUAAUUGUUAUUUUUUUAUAUA